Molecule: messenger RNA, 579 nt
Organism: Miscanthus lutarioriparius
Lineage: Eukaryota; Viridiplantae; Streptophyta; Magnoliopsida; Poales; Poaceae
Source: the annotation of a GenBank genome assembly
AUGGCCGCCGCCGCCGUCGCCGUCGCCGCUCCUUCCUGCCCCGCGCCUCCGCGCGGGCUCCGCUGCGCCAAGACGGUGCCUUUUCCCUCCGCCACCGCAUCCAGCCGCGGAAGGGUCGUCUAUGGCUCCUCCUACGCCCGCCGGUGGCAGUGCCGCCGCUGGGCCCACCGGCCGGACGCUGCGACGGCGCGGAUCCGGCGGCCAACGGCGGGCCGCACGGCGGUAGUGAGGGUGAGCUGCGCCUACUCCCCCGGCGCUGAAACAAUCACCGCAUGCUCUUGGAAUGAAUAUGUGAUCUGCAGUGAUGUACCUGUGCUUAUUGAGUUUUGGGCCUCCUGGUGUGGACCUUGCAGAAUGGUCACACGGAUUGUCGAUGAGAUAGCACAAGAAUAUGCUGGGAGAAUAAAAUGCUAUAAGCUUGACACUGACGAUUACCCACAGGUUGCUAGAGCUUACAGCAUCGAUAGGAUUCCAACUGUUUUACUCUUCAAGGAUGGAGAAAAAAUACAUAGUAUUACCGGGACACUGCCAAAGGCUGUUUAUGUGAAAGCCAUUGAGAAAUCUAUUGCAGAACAAUGA